Rhinopithecus roxellana (golden snub-nosed monkey) is the source of this 1567-nucleotide messenger RNA. RefSeq names its product kallikrein related peptidase 9 (gene KLK9). Bases 208 to 960 code for a protein of 250 amino acids. The transcript is spliced from 6 exons. Gene Ontology annotation, molecular function: serine-type endopeptidase activity. The record is from RefSeq and is a predicted model, not a curated record. Lineage: Eukaryota; Metazoa; Chordata; Mammalia; Primates; Cercopithecidae. Gene Ontology annotation, biological process: proteolysis.
UCCCUCCAGCCUGUCCUAUCCAAAAUAAACCUGCUGCACCCCAGGACCUUAGGCCUCAAGGAUCUUCCUGCUUUUCCAGGACACAAAAGACUCUGUAUCUUGUAGCCCAAGGGGCGGCCCCAUGAAGGAGGAAGGAGAUGGCAUGGCUUACCAUAAAGAAGCACUGGGCGCCGGGUGCACGUUCUAGGAUCCAGGUGCCCAGGGGUCAUGAAGCUGGGACUCCUCUGUGCUCUGCUCUCUCUGCUGGCAGGGCAUGGCUGGGCAGACACCCGCGCCAUCGGGGCCGAGGAAUGUCGCCCCAACUCCCAGCCUUGGCAGGCUGGCCUCUUCCACCUCACCCGGCUCUUCUGUGGGGCGACCCUCAUCAGUGACCGCUGGCUGCUCACAGCUGCCCACUGCCGCAAGCCGUAUCUGUGGGUCCGCCUUGGAGAGCACCACCUCUGGAAAUGGGAGGGUCCAGAGCAGCUGUUCCGGGUCACAGACUUCUUCCCCCACCCUGGCUUCAACAAGGACCUCAGUGCCAAUGACCACAAUGAUGACAUCAUGCUGAUCCACCUGCCCAGGCAGGCACAUCUGAGUCCUGCUGUGCAGCCCCUCAACCUCAGCCAGACCUGUGUCUCCCCAGGCACACAAUGUCUCAUAUCCGGCUGGGGGGCCGUGUCCAGCCCCAAGGCGCUGUUUCCAGUCACACUGCAGUGUGCCAACAUCAGCAUCCUGGAGAACAAACUCUGUCACUGGGCAUACCCCGGCCACAUCUCGGACAGCAUGCUCUGUGCGGGCCUGUGGGAGGGGGGCCGAGGUUCCUGCCAGGGUGACUCUGGGGGCCCCCUGGUUUGCAAUGGAACCUUGGCAGGUGUGGUGUCUGGGGGUGCUGAGCCCUGCUCCAGACCCCGGCGCCCAGCAGUCUACACCAGCGUAUGCCACUACCUUGACUGGAUCCAAGAAAUCAUGGAGAACUGAGCCUGUGAGCCACAGGGGCACCUUGGAAAACCAAGAGAGGCCGAAGGGCACGGGGUAGGGGGUUCCCGCAGGGUUCCAGCCUCAAUGGUUCCCGCCGUUGACCGCCAGCUGCCCUGAGACUCCCCUCUGGAAGCUGAGACUCCGCCCCUGAGGCUCCGCCCCCUCACGAGGUCAAGCAAGACACAGCGCGCCCCCUCGGAACGGAGCAGGGACACGCCCUUCAGAGCCCGUCUCUAUGACGUCACCGACAGCCAUCACCUGCCUCUUGGAACAGCGCAGCCUGUGGCUCCGCCCCAAGGAACCACUUACACAGAAUAGCUCCGCCCUUCGGAACUUUGCCCAAUGGGACUUCCCCUCGGGACUCCACCCCUUGUGGCCCCGCCUCCUUCACCAGAGAUCUCUCCUUCGUGAUGUCAGGGGCGCAGUAGCUCCGCCCACGUGGAGCUCGAGGGCAGUGUCGAGCUCAGCCCCGUGUGGCCCCGUCCUGGGCGUGUCCUGGGUUUGAAUCCUGGCGGGGACUUGGGGGGAAAUUGAGGAAGGGUCUGGAUACCUUUACAGCCAAUGGAUGAUUUUACAGUAAACGCGGGAAACCGCACCUUCUUUCUGC